Messenger RNA from Patella vulgata (common limpet), 4572 nucleotides. RefSeq lists its product as uncharacterized. Gene Ontology annotation, molecular function: GTP binding. The record is from RefSeq and is a predicted model, not a curated record. Gene Ontology annotation, biological process: regulation of apoptotic process. Bases 136 to 1899 code for a protein of 587 amino acids. NCBI's taxonomy places the organism in Eukaryota, Metazoa, Mollusca, Gastropoda, Patellidae. The transcript has 4 exons.
UAGGGGGUUCCCCUUGAACGUCUGAACCAGGGUACUUCAUAUAUGAUAUAAGAUUGUUUUUAUUGGUUUUCAAUUAAGAAUUAAAGCGGUUUCAUCUUCAUAACACGACACAUCAAUUUAAUCCAACCAACAAAAAUGGCAGAGGGUCACAGAGCAAAUGAAAGAGGUCCUAUGGUCGAUGAUGACUUAUCAAAAAUGAAAAAAUCUAAAAUGAAACUUAUUGAUGGAAUUGCAAAUCCACAGCCUCUUAUUUCUUGCUUGGAUGGCAAGGGGGUUCUUACACGGCGUCACAGAGAAACUAUUGAUGCGGAGAACUGUGAUGUUGAUAAAGUCCAAAGACUGAUAAACCUAUUGAUGGAUGAUUGUAGAGGUGGAUUUAUAUCAUUUGUUGAAACUCUACAGGAAACAGGUCAUAAUAGUUUGGCUAAAUUAUUAUUAGACGAUCGAACAAUGCGUAUUAUGUUAAUUGGCGAGAUAGGUGCUGGUAAAAGUGCCCUAGGCAAUAAUUUAUUGGGAUUGUCUGGAAAUAAUGGAUUUAUAUCUCAAGUAAGCGCAAGUUCUGUAACCACAGAGAACCGCUCACUAACAAAUGUGAUAAACCUGAGGGGUAAAGAUAUAUCCUUCAAACUAUUGGAUACGCCUGGAUUAUCAGAUGUAAGAAAAUCUAAUUCGGAAAUAAAUGAAGAACUAGUUAAAUGCAUAUUCAAGCUUUAUCCAGGACCACAUAUUUUCUGCUUCGUCUUAAAAGUUGAUCGGAUUACAUCGUCCAUAAUGACAACAAUUGAAAAUUAUAAAGACAUGUUCGGUGAGUGUCUUAACAAAUAUGGUGUGAUUGUUUUUACAAACAAAGAUCGAUUAAAAGAUGUAUCAUUUGAUGAAUAUAUCAAAAAAGCACCGGAUGAAUUUAGAUUGUUUUUAGAUGAAUACUGUGGUCGUAGAUAUGCUUUAAUAAACAACGACAAUCCUCAAAACGGCGUGACUGAUAUUCAGGAGCUGAUUUUAAAAACCAUAAAAGAAAAUGAGUUUCAAUAUUACACACAUGAUAUGUUUGAAAAGGCCACGGAGUUGUAUCGCCAAAAGAUGCUACAGUUGGAGGAGGAGAGAAAUAAGAUGAAGAAUGAAAAUCAAGAAUUGAAAAAGAAGUUGGAGGAUUAUGAAGAUAUGAAAAAGAAAUUGGAGGAAUCUGAGGACCAGAAAAGGGCAAAGGAGAAGGAACUGGAAGAUAUGAAGGUUAAAUUGAAGAGAUACCAAGAACAGGAAGACCUAUCUCUAUCACACGAACAAAAUGUACCAAAGGAAGACAAAAUGAUGUCUGAUAGCCCCAAGACAACUGAACCAGUAGAUUUGCAGACACAAGAAAAUGUUGAGGAUUUAAAAAGGACGGCUGAUAUUAAAAGUGUAGACAUCGGUAGUCUUUGUGAUAUCCUUGUGAAUCGGGGUUAUUUGAAUGAUAAAGAGAGAAAAGAUAUAGUUACAAUAAAGCCAUCAAUAGCAACAGUGGAUCACCUUGUGGAUAUCUUACAGCAUAAUACCAAAAAAUACAGAAAAGCAUAUCGUAUACUUAUUAAGCACUUAAAAAUGGAAGCUACCCAAAGCAGCAUAAUUCAGCGUGAUAAGAGAUAUGAAAACAUAGGCCUACUUAACAAGAUGGAAGCUUAUAAAGAGAACUACCCAGCACGUUAUGCUACCUUGCAUUCUAAUGACCAGAGUGGCAUUAUACAUGUUACAUUACUGGUAUCAGUGCUAUUUUUUGUUAUUAUUCUGCUCCUUGUGAUGACCAGGCUAGAGCCUAUUAUGAGACAGAGUUGUAAACUGGACUGUUUUGAUACAAAAAGUGCUUCACGAGACAACAUCUGUUAUGGUAACUUCUUGGUGUGCGAUGCACGGAACUGUGGGUAAACCACAAGAAACGUCCACGCUGAUUGAUGAAUCAAUGUCUGACGUCAUAGGGUCAAAAGCCAUUCGUGUGACCUCUGACGCUGCCUUUUACUACAACCAGUCAGAUCUUCAUGUAGUGAAGGCCAUCGAAAGUAUAAAAAAAACCGUAACGAAAUAUAGAUCUGUAUUUUAUUCAGAUUGUGUUUAAACUAAUAGACCAGAGGCUCAGUGAGCGUGGAUGUCUAACAAAUGGGCACAAAACCAGACCCAACUUUUCUAUUGUAAAAUUUUGCAUAGAAUAAGAUGCUGAGUGGUAAUCAUUCCGCCGCUGGGGUGUUUUCGUGAUUAUCAGGGUCAAAGGUCAAAUGAGUUCAUUUGCACUGAAAGUAAAUGUGCAGCCAUUCUUGUAUCAUGAAAAUAAGCUGAAAAUAAUCAAAAGUAAUUACCCUUUCAAUAAAAAUGUAACCUUGCUAAAUUCACCUUAAUUGUUCUUUGUGACCCUGGAGGUCAAAAGGUGAAAUUUUCCGUUUUAGCACUAAGAAGAUUUAAAGCAAUAAAUGUGCGAAACCUGUUCUAAUUAAUAAUAGGCACAUUUAAAAUGUAUCUUAAGGUAGUCUUAGCACCAAACUUUUACUUUGGAACGUGGAAAUAGAUCUUGCAUAAGUGUGUUGUGGGGGUGUACAGUGUACACACACAUAUCCGAAAAAUACAAGACAUUCAUUGCGAGUACGCGGAUACAGCACUCGGAAAACCUCGGCAGAUUCCGUUACUCUACAUCUAGCUUCGGCUGUAUGACGGUAAGUGAUAUGUACCUACGAACUUGCCGGUUUUAGAAAGAAGUUAUCAAAAUUGCCUCGUUCGAAGCGUGUUUAGAAUUUUCAGAGCAAAGUUGUCCUUGUUUGAAGAAAAUCUGAUUAGGUACAUAUCACUUACCGUCAUACAGCCGAGGCUAGAUGUAGAGUAACGGAAUCUGCCGAGUGCUUAACCGGUAUUAGAAAUUUCGCGAGACGCGUGAAAUUAUGAAAUGAAUACGUGACUAAAUUCACGUUUCUAAUGUCGAAGAAAAGAUUCUAUUUUGAUGAUCAUAUUUAUAUGGGGUUUAUGUUUUUAAAUAAAGAAAUAAGUAAUCUAGGCAAUGUUGACGAAUAUGUCGAUUGGAAUAGUGUAAGUACUUAAUUGUUUUAGACGAUAGCGCGUGCUAGAGUAGAAUGCGAUUAUUUAGCGGAUGGUGUAAUUUCUCGUUGUGGUAUAGCGACGUUUAUUGCCCAAAAAAUUUCGGGAUAUCACAUUCUUACCCUCUGUACAUAAGUCGUAACGGAGUAUAAGACGAAUGCCGGACUUCUGCUGAAAAAUGUAGCGACUUAUGACCCGAAAAUACGGUAAUUUUGGAGGAAUUUGAAACAGUACAGAUCGGCAGUAGUGGGCACGCUUUCAUUCUAUCGUAUUACGAAUUUUGUAGAAAUAUUACUGACAUAAAUUUGUAUACCGUACGGGAAUUAAAUAUGAAAAAUAACGAGUUGCACCUAUUUUUAUAUUACAGACGAAUUUGAAUAUUUUGUUUACACGUGAUUUUUGUGUGUGGUCUGAAAACUGCCAUCUUAAAUAACGAUAAGAGUUAUGUCCCUUUAUUUUCGGUAAAAAUGUCCGACAAGAAAAAUUUUGAAAUCCCAUCACUGGUGUACACAAUGAAGAUAUUUCUAUAGUUCAUACAUUUAUUAUUUUCAUACAUCUAUUCAUUCAUAAAAAAAGACCAUGCUUCUUUCUUUGAAGUCUCGGGAGUUCUCUCCCCUUGAUUAUCCAAAAAUGGAAAAUACUCUCAUUUACAGCUAACAUACAUUUAUGCAGCAGUUACUCCCCAUUAAGCUGUGACUGUAAGGUCUAAGGGUGUAUAUUACUGAACAACAGAACCAAAACACUUUGAGGCUUGUAUCAAAAAUAUCUCGAAAACAACCCCAAUGGCAGACUGAUUACCACUCGGAGUCACAUUCUACGCAAAAUUGUACUAUAGAAAAGUUGAGUCUGGUUUUAUGCGCAUCCCCGCACUGAGCCUCCAGACUAUAAAUACUGUUAUCAAUAAUUAUUGAUAUUUUCUAUAAAAGGAAAUGAAAUGAAAUGAAGUGGGGUUUAACGUCCUACUGUUUUGCUCCUAAACUGGGCUAAUGAAGACGGGCAUACGCCAUACAGUGUGCUAUGAGGGAAAUUUUGCCCGGGCAGCGGCGCUACGGCCUACUCUUAUAUCAAUUUCCACCUGCCAAGGGAUCUUUUACGUGCACGCCAAUAUGUACACGGGACCUCGGUUUUUCAUCCCAUCCAAACAACUAGACAGCUGUCCUUGUCAGGCCCUCCGUCCUGCAUCACUGACAAGGGGAAACCACUCCGGAAAAUCUGGAUGAACUUUCUCGGCCAAUGCAGGGAUUGGAACACCCGACCUCCAGGCUAGCAAGCCGGCGUCUUACCCACUUAGCCACGUGAUCCCCUUCUAUAAAAGGAGAUCCAAACUUCCGUAUGUUCCCUUGUCCAUUAGUUUUCUGCAUUUUGGUUUAAAUAAGCUUUAUAAAAAUGUAUAGUUUGUUUAGCAUGGAGAAACUUGUUGUGGAAUUGUAUUUCUCUACACGUUUUGGCUGCAGGUGAUACAUGUAUAUAAAUGGUAUAUUUAGAAAUUUGUAAUUACAUGUAAUAUUUUUUGAAUAAAAU